ACUGUUGGAGCCAUAAAACAAUUAGGUAAGUGAACAGUCAGUCUCACUUAUCACAGUUGAAUUCACCGCUGUGUAAUAAAUUUCACUUCAAUCCAGUACGCAUUGUAAGCUCCCACCGUUCGGUCGUGUAACAGUCGAUUUAAAUUUGAACUGAAUAUCGUAAUACCUCUGACAAUUAUUCAAAAUUUUUUGACAUUUGCUUUGCUUAAAUAAGAAAAUUUUAAUAUAUUUAAUGUGUAAAAAAAGUAAUCGAGGAGAUAAAUUAAGAUUAUUAGUUUUUAUAUAAUUUGCUGUGAAAUAAAUUCUCCACACUUUCUAUUUCAUGAGUAAUGUUUUUGUUGAAACAUAAGAAUGUGUGUAAGAAAAUAACUGUUAAAUUUAAAAAUGUAAACAAAUUUAUGAAAAUUGAAUAGAAACCAUGUUGAUCAAAAUUUGUUCAACCGAUUUUAGCAAUUAGGCACAGUGUAUAAUGUGUGAAAUAAACAAAGCAAAACUAUCCCUCCGUCCGCAGUACCACUUUCAACAAUCCCAGACUCAGACAAAAGCGCAGCCCCGGCCGAAGCCGCUACUGGAACCUGCAGUACAGCAGCAAAAGCCUACUAUGCCACAUAAUAUUGAUUGGAUAUUUCAUCGCCUUAGGCAUCCUUCAAAGCUCUGGUAUAUUGUCAGCCAAAUUGCUGUAACAGCAGUUGGAUUAUUUAGUAAAUUUGUUUUGGCUUUCAUGAACAGAACAGUGGUGUAUAACAAGGAUAGACUGAUAAACUUAGUAGCGAAAAGACCUAAAGGUGUGCCUCUGGUCACAGUAUCAAACCAUCACUCAUGUUUUGAUGAUCCAGGACUUUGGGGUGUGCUGCCAGUAAAAUAUGUUUGUAACACUUUUAAAAUACGUUGGUCGAUGGCGGCGCAUGACAUAUGUUUUACAAACAAAUUGCAUUCUUAUUUCUUUAUGUAUGGAAAGUGCAUUCCAGUAGUACGCGGCAUUGGUGUAUAUCAAGAUGCAGUCAAUUUAUGUAUACAGAAAUGUGCUUUGGGUCAUUGGGUACAUGUCUUUCCAGAAGGUAAAGUUAAUAUGACAAAAGACGAAAUGCGCCUUAAGUGGGGUGUAGGACGUAUUAUAUAUGAAUCACCUCGCAUACCGAUCAUAUUGCCUAUGUGGCAUGAAGGUAUGGAUGAAGUACUGCCAAAUGUUGAACCGUAUGUAUUGAAGUGGCGUAAAAAAGUCACGCUCAAUAUAGGACAACCUAUAGAUUUAAAUGAUUUCAUAAGCGAUCUAAAAAGUAGAAGUGUGCCAGAACCGGUGGCAAGAAAGUUAAUUACUGAUAAGAUACAACAAGUAUUUCAAAAAUUACGUUUAGAAACCGUGGAACUUCAUAAAAGACGUACAUAGUCUUCCUCAUUAGUGCUAGUUUUUAUUAGUGAUCAAUGUGCUAAAAAUCUCAAACCAUAGACUUUAAGUGCAGUACAGUAAAAGUUGAAUAUAACGAAUAUUUUAACACGGUUGCAAGAACGGUCAGGUCUAUGUUCCGGAUCCAUUUGUCAAUUACGACGACUAAGUGCCGUUUACCACCCAUGCAAAUGGAGUUUACAAGCAAAUUCCUGAGGGAUACCGAAACAAUGUCUAACUAAACUUAUGUCCAAUUUAAAGAACAUAUGAUUAGAGUAAAACAUUUAGAAUCAUGUAAUGAGUUGUUCAUAAUAAAUAAUAUAUAUUGUGUGAUUUGUUAAAUAGAAUAGUCAAUCACAGAAUUCUAUCUUCCGUCAAAUGGAUAUUCAUUAAAUUACGUAUUCGUUGUAGUUGGUGUCUGGAAUGUUAAGGAAUCCAUAUAAAUAAAUAGAUAAGCCGAUGAUAUAAGCAAUAUUGUAUGAAACAUAUACGUGUAUGAAAUGGAAUAUCUAGCUGUAGAAAUAACUUAAAUAUUUUGAAAAUGAUUUCGGUAAAAUAUACAUUACACAUAGUAUAAAAAAUUAAACCGAUGUAGAAGCUAAAUAUCGCUUGCCUUGCAUUGCACUUCAUUAGAUCAAGAACCAGAUUCAAAUAAUGCGAUAAUUCUACACAUCACUGCCUGCUUUAUCUACUAUAAUGUAUUUAACAAUGUUGAUGGAUGUUAAAAAUGUAAUUGUCAAUUAUUUUCAU
This is a messenger RNA of Teleopsis dalmanni, 2134 nucleotides long. RefSeq names its product tafazzin homolog (gene Taz). The coding region runs from base 470 to 1387 and encodes 305 amino acids. The record is from RefSeq and is a predicted model, not a curated record. Gene Ontology annotation, molecular function: 1-acylglycerophosphocholine O-acyltransferase activity. NCBI's taxonomy places the organism in Eukaryota, Metazoa, Arthropoda, Insecta, Diptera, Diopsidae. The transcript is spliced from 7 exons. Gene Ontology annotation, cellular component: mitochondrial membrane. Gene Ontology annotation, biological process: inner mitochondrial membrane organization; cardiolipin acyl-chain remodeling.